AUGAAGAGAUGUGUUGGCAAAAGCGAGGGACAACGUUCGAAGCGGCGAAAAUCUUGGCAACAAGACAAAAAAUAUUUUAACAAUCACCAAUGUUGGGAGGUUGUGAAGAAUUGUUUGAGAUUCAAAAUUAUUCCCAUGGGUCCAACCAUUGUGUUAAAUGAGACGCCCCUCCACGAUUCACCAGCAUCAAAUUCGCUGUUGGACUCCCCGAUGAAUCAAGGCUCACCAAUCCAAAGAGAGUUGAGGCCUAUUGGGAGAAAGGUGGCAAAAGACAAGAUAGGGAGCACUUUGAACAAUGAUUGUGCAAAAUUUUUGGAGCAAAUUGCUAUCAACGACACACUGAGAAUUGAGAAAGACAUGAAAAGAGAUAAGGCUGACAAGGCAAGAGAUAAAGCAUUUCCAAGAGAAAGGGAGUAUGCACACAAAUAA
Prunus armeniaca (apricot) is the source of this 429-nucleotide messenger RNA. Lineage: Eukaryota; Viridiplantae; Streptophyta; Magnoliopsida; Rosales; Rosaceae. The record is from the annotation of a GenBank genome assembly.